Molecule: messenger RNA, 1514 nt
Organism: Carassius carassius (crucian carp)
Lineage: Eukaryota; Metazoa; Chordata; Actinopteri; Cypriniformes; Cyprinidae
Product: neurogenic locus notch homolog protein 1
Exons: 7
Coding region: 1-1278 (425 amino acids)
Biological process (GO): heterophilic cell-cell adhesion; establishment or maintenance of epithelial cell apical/basal polarity
Cellular component (GO): plasma membrane; protein-containing complex
Molecular function (GO): calcium ion binding
Source: RefSeq, a predicted model, not a curated record
AUGGAACAGGCUAUUGCAGGUGAGUACUGUCAGCACAAGAACCCGUGUACUGAGGGAUAUUGUUUGAAUGGAGGAAAGUGCCAGAGUAGCUGUGUGUGUCCUCUGAGAUACUCUGGGGUGCGAUGCGAGUUAAAUGAAAUUAACUUUGACAAUCCUUGUACCAAUGUGGGGACGUCCUUGCUCCUCCCCAACAACCAGUACAAAUGCCAGUGUGCUCAUGGAUGGACAGGUCAGCAUUGUGAGCAAGAGGACACAUGUCUGUCCAGCCCAUGUGCCAACGGUGGUAUCUGCUAUACUCUGCCCAAUCGUGAAUUCUCUUGUACCUGUCCUCCUGGUUACCAUGGCCCCCGUUGUCUCAAUGACACAGAUGAGUGUGUUUCCUUCACAUCUCUGUGCAAGAACGAAGGCGUGUGUCUGAAUACCCCAGGCUCAUAUCGAUGUAAGUGCCAACCCGGCUUUACCGGCCUCCACUGCGAGAUGGAUUACGUGCCCUGCUUUCCAUCCCCCUGCCUCAAUGGUGGAACCUGCCGGCUGAUGACAGACACAACUUAUGUAUGCCACUGCCUGCCAGGUUUUAAUGGACAAAACUGUGAGGUGAACAUUGAUGAUUGUCCGAAUCACCGCUGUCAGAAUGGAGCCACAUGCAUGGAUGAAGUGAACACUUACAACUGCCAGUGCCCACCUGAAUGGACUGGUCAGUUUUGCACUGAUGACGUGGAUGAAUGCAGUCUGCAGCCAAACCCCUGUCAGAAUGGAGGCAUGUGUAGAAAGACACUCAAUGGCUACAACUGCGUGUGUGUGCACAGCUGGAGCAGCCCUGACUGCUCUGAAAACAUUGAUGACUGUGCAGAUGAGCCCUGCACCGCCGGCUCCACUUGCAUCGACCGCGUGGCUUCCUUCAAUUGCAGCUGCCCUCCUGGCAAGACUGGUUUGCUGUGUCAGAUUGAUGAUGCCUGCACCAGUAACCCAUGUAAGAUGGGAGCUCAAUGUGACACGAACCCCAUCAAUGGCAAGUUCAACUGUAACUGCCCCUCAGGGUACAAGGGCAGCACGUGUGCAGAGGAUAUUGACGAGUGUGUGAUCGGACCAAACCCAUGUGAACACGGUGGUUCGUGUAAGAACACAGUGGGCUCAUUCACCUGUAACUGUGCUCCAGGUUACACUGGUCCACGCUGUGACCAGGACAUUAAUGAAUGUGGCUCUAACCCCUGUCAAAAUCACGCCACCUGCUUGGACCUUAAAGGAGAUUACACUUGCUUCUGUAUUGCAGGUACUUAGAUACGCGCUCACACACACUGUAAUCAGGUACAAGAUAUAGAAGCAGAUUGGUCUCAGUAAUAAUUCAUGAAUUUAUGUGUGUGUGACAACCAUUACUCAUUUGUUUGACUUUAGCAUUUAGUAUGCAAAAAAAGUCUACCUUUAAAUUCUAACAUGUCCCUGAAAUGUACAUUUAAAUGAUUUGUGUACUGUAAGUGUGUAACACACCCAGACAAUCCACAUUAAAUUGGAGUAAA